AUGUGUAAUUAUGUAAUUUUCUCCUGCUCUUUCAGAGUCUUUUUGCGAGCAAUUAAUCAGUAUGCAGAUAUGCUGAACAAAAAAUUUCUUGAUCAAACCAGCUUUGAGCUACAGCUUUGGAACAACUAUUUUCAUCUUGCUGUUGCUUUUCUUACCCAAGAGUCAUUACAACUGGAGAAUUUUUCAAGUGCUAAAAGAUGCAAAAUACUUAACAAGUAUGGUGAUAUGAGAAGACAAAUUGGUUUUGAGAUUCGUGACAUGUGGUAUAAUCUGGGCCAGCACAAAAUCAAGUUCAUUCCUGAGAUGGUGGGGCCCAUGUUAGAAAUGACACUGAUUCCUGAAACUGAGCUUAGAAAAGCUACAAUUCCAAUAUUCUUUGAUAUGAUGCAGUGUGAGUUUCAUUCUACCAGAAGUUUUCAGAUGUUUGAAAAUGAGAUAAUCACAAAACUGGAUCAUGAAGUAGAAGGCGGAAGAGGAGAUGAACAAUAUAAAGUGUUAUUUGACAAAAUUCUUUUGGAGCACUGCAGAAAACAUAAGUACCUUGCCAAAAAUGGUGAAACUUUUGUUAAACUUGUGGUACGGCUGAUGGAGAGACUUCUAGAUUACAGAACUAUUAUGCAUGAUGAAAACAAGGAAAACCGCAUGAGUUGUACAGUCAAUGUACUGAAUUUCUACAAAGAGAUUGAAAGAGAAGAAAUGUACAUAAGGUAUUUGUACAAGCUGUGUGACCUGCACAAAGAAUGUGAUAACUACACUGAAGCUGCCUACACAUUACUUCUUCAUGCAAAGCUUCUUAAGUGGUCUGAAGAACCAUGUGCAGCACAUCUUACUCAACGGGAUGGAUACCAGGCAACAACACAAGGACAACUCAAAGAUCAGCUCUAUCAGGAAAUUAUCCAUUAUUUUGACAAGGGCAAGAUGUGGGAAGAAGCCAUUGUCUUGGGCAAAGAGCUUGCAGAACAAUAUGAAAAUGAAAUGUUUGAUUAUGAACAACUUAGUGAAGUACUGAAAAAACAAGCACAAUUCUAUGAAAACAUUGUGAAAGUAAUAAGACCUAAACCAGAUUACUUUGCUGUUGGAUAUUAUGGACAAGGAUUUCCAACAUUUCUACGGAACAAAGUUUUUAUUUAUCGAGGAAGAGAAUAUGAACGUCGUGAAGAUUUUGAAGCAAGAUUAUUAACCCAGUUUCCUAAUGCAGAAAAAAUGAAGACUACGUCUCCUCCUGGGGAAGAUAUUAAAAAUUCUCCUGGGCAGUAUAUUCAGUGCUUUACAGUAAAGCCAAAGCUUGAUUUACCAUCAAAAUUCCACAAGCCUGUAUCAGAGCAAAUUUUAAGUUUCUAUAGGGUGAAUGAGGUUCAGCGAUUUGAGUAUUCACGACCCAUUCGAAAAGGAGAGAAAAAUCCAGAUAAUGAAUUUGCGAAUAUGUGGAUUGAGAGAACCAUUUAUGUGACAGCAUAUAAACUACCUGGUAUUUUAAGAUGGUUUGAAGUCAAAUCUGUAUUUAUGAUUGAAAUCAGUCCACUUGAAAAUGCAAUUGAAACCAUGCAGUUAACAAAUGAUAAAAUCAACAAUAUGGUUCAGCAACAUUUGAAUGAUCCAAAUCUACCUAUUAACCCUCUGUCUAUGCUGCUAAAUGGCAUUGUGGACCCUGCAGUCAUGGGAGGCUUCACCAAUUACGAAAAGGCUUUCUUUAAUGAGAAAUACAUAUAUGAACACCCAGAAGAUCAUGAAAAAAUUGAAAAACUAAAGGAUCUAAUUGCAUGGCAGAUCCCUUUCCUGACAGAAGGUAUCCGAAUUCAUGGUAAUAAAGUAACAGAAGCACUAAGGCCAUUUCAUGAGCGGAUGGAAGCCUGUUUUAAACAACUGAAAGAAAAAGUUGAAAAACAAUAUGGAAUCAGAAGUCUUCCCUCAUCGGUAGAUGACAGACAAGGCAGUCGGCCAAGGUCUAUGGUUAGAUCAUUCACAAUGCCUUCCUCUUCAAGGCCGCUAUCAGUUGCUUCAGUUUCUUCAAUCUCAUCUGACAGUGCUCCUUCUAGACCUGGCUCUGAUGGGUUUGUGCUUGAGCCCCUUCUGCCAAAGAAGAUGCAUUCUCGAUCACAAGAUAAGUUGGAUAAAGAUGACUCAGAUAAAGAUAAGAAAGAAAAGAAGAAAGAAAAGAGAAACAGCAAGCACCAAGAAAUAUUUGAGAAAGAAUUUAAAUCGACUGAUAUUUCUCUGCAGCAGUCUGAAGCAGUGAUACUUUCAGAAACUAUCAGUCCACUGAGACCACAAAGACCAAAGAGCCAAGUUAUUAAUGUCAUGGGAAGUGAAAAACGGCUUUCUGUUUCCCCACUGCCACCUGCUCAAAGCGUCCCUCCACCAAUCACUCCAAGAACCAAGCUUUCAUUCAGCAUACAGCCCAAUCCAGAACUAAAUGGCAUGAAUAAUUUGGAAAUGAUGGACAUUCCUCCACCAUUACCUCUGAAAGGUAGCAUGGCAGACUAUGGAAAUGUCACGGAGGGCCAUGAAUCUAUUAGCCCUGCCACAUCCCCACCUGUACCUCAAAGACAACUGCCACCUCCUUUACCAAGUAAAACACCGCCGCCGCCGCCUCCAAAGACCACACGGAAGCAGGCCUCUGUGGAUUCUGGGAUUGUCCAAUGAAGAAGAAAAGAUACCUUGAAAGACUAAGUUGUAAAAUUUCUAUGCCUUAAGUAAGUUUAAAAUAUUUGCAGUAUUUUACAUCAUCCCAAAUCAACAGCACGAAACAUUAAUUGCAAUGAUUCUCACAUUCCAACAGUUAUUAAUAUCUCUAGGUAAGGUUAUGAAAUUAUUGAACUGAACUGCAUUCCAAAGCAAUCAUGAGCUGUUUUUUAACUAUAGUUCUGAAUGGAUUCUAGAACAAUCAAAAUAUAGUUAAGAAAUUGCAUUUGCUUCUUUAUCAUUGUAUUGGCAUAUGUAAGCCUUAUGAAAAGAAUUGUCCUAAUGCUUGCAAUGUAGUUUAGUAUUAUAAUUGUAUAAUCUUUUAUAUUAAGGUAUUAGGAAAACCACUUAUCAUGCUCUGGGCUUACAUUAGUGUUGGUCUUUCAUGCAUCGAUUGGUCCUUAUUCAAUCAAUCACUGGCUAAAUAAGUUUUUGCUUAUAUUUUAGUGCAGAAUAUAUUUUAGGCUCCUGGGCAGGCAUUAAUUUACAGGGAAUAGUAUCUUAUCUGCAAAUGUAGAAAUCUAAAAAUAUAUAGGGACAAAAAUGAUGCUUUUGGAACAAAAUCAAUCUUAACAUUUGUAUUUGAUUCACAGUUGUGUCACUGUGUACAGACAUUAUGUAUAUAUUACGGUUUUACAGUGUCUUUAGUUUCACUCAUCCUGCUUUUAAGUAAUAAGUAUAUAGUGUAUCUUUAAAUGUGUUAUGGUAUUUUAAAUAUUGAUAACUCUUAAAAAUAUAUUACAAGCCUAACAGAGUAAUUAAGCUCUGAAAAUAUUAUGAAGAAAAUCAGAAAAGAAACUAACUUUUUAAAAAUGUCAUUGUAACUUUUUAAAAUCAUCUACAAAUUUUAUAACCUGAACCAUUGUUUUAAUAUUGCUCUGCCAAAUAAAGAAAUCUUUUAAAGUA
Messenger RNA from Python bivittatus (Burmese python), 3588 nucleotides. The record is from RefSeq and is a predicted model, not a curated record. Lineage: Eukaryota; Metazoa; Chordata; Lepidosauria; Squamata; Pythonidae.